CCGUUAAAAUCAUGGCCUUGAGUUCUGCUCCUUUGGCUCUCCAUGCAUUUGAAUUUUUAGCCUCUUGGGUCCCUGCCGGUACCAUUACUUCUCCAUUUUGGGGCUUGGUUUUUUCGGAAAACAUCAGGCGUCUGUACGUACCCUUUUGGUGGGGGUACCUUGGUGGUUAAUCUUUUUUGCCUUGGAUACACCCACUAAGCAUGGGUGCCUGCUGUUCUGCACAAGUCAAGUACAAAGGUAGACGCUCACGCCACGAUGACGAUAAUUUGGUGGAGAAAGAAGAGGAGGGACAUGAGAAGGAUCUUACCACUAUUGAACAUGGUGGAGCCAUUGUGAGAUUGCAGGGAUCCUCUUCCUUCACAUCUAUGUACACCCGCAAGGGAAAAAAAGGGAUCAAUCAGGAUGCCAUGACCGUUCGGGAGGUGACUUUCUUAUUGCCAUGUUGAUUAAUUCACAAUUCAAAUAUCAAUAUAUAGCUUGCCAAAUUUAUUAUCGUUUCUUCUCUCUAUCUAUUACAUUUUAUUCCUUAUUGUUUUUAUACCUUUCGAGGUCCUUCAGAUCGUAAUGAAAAACUUUUUAUCUAACAUGGGAUACUCAUUUAUGGUUUUCUUCUGCUUUUGCAAUGUGCAUUAGAUUUUCCAAGGUUUGGAUGAUUUGAGAACAUUUUAAUGUUAAAUUUGGUAUGUAUUAACACGUUUGGUGAUCGUCUCCUGCUUUUUAUGCACCUACAUUUAUACACUUGAUUUUAUCUUCUAUCUGAAAAUAUUGCAUAAUUUUUCGUCUGACGCUGUGAGAAAAUUUCUUGACCGUUUUUAUUUUGUUUGCAUGACAGUGAUGUCAGAUUCUUUCUAUUUUCUCUUUUUAAUGUUGUUGGAGUUGUCAUGUUCUGUAGAAUGGAAUUCAAUUAAUCAUCAUUUCUUCAAUAUUUAAUAUUUCUUUACCUAUUGAUUAUUCAAAAAUUCAGGUGCUAACUAUAUCAUUACAGUUGGUAAAAAUUAAAAACACCUUGCUCUGACCAAGAGCAACAUUUUCCAAGAAAAUUAAAUUAUCAAGUUAAUUAUGAGUGGUUGACGUUAGAUGUUACUCUGUCAGCUCUAAAGGACUGAUCAGGACUAGAGAAGAAUUUGAUACAAGAUUGUCAAUGGGAUAGUGGAUGGAGGAAGACCCCUUUUUGUGGGAGCUUAAUUUAUCAACAUGAUAGUUUGUAAACAAAUUUGUAUAUCAAUUUUCUAGGUCAGGCAGGCAUAUUUCUUCUGACCCACCUACCUGCACAUGCUUCAUUUCUUUGGCAAUGCUGUAUUUGAUGUUUAUGUGGGUUGUAGUCCAAAAAUUAUGGGUUAAUUAUUCAAUGCAUGAAACUAAAAUUGAUCCAGAACUUUAUGGGUGAGAAGAAUGUGUUCUUCUGCGGUGUAUUUGAUGGUCAUGGUCCGUCUGGUCACAAGGUUGCACGCUAUGUAUGUGACACCUUGCCCUUCAAGCUUUCUUCAGUCAUCAAAAUGUCCCAUCCUAACGGCUGCAAAGAAAAUGACGUAGCUGUUGGUGCUGGAAAAAGUUAUGGUAAAACUGAUAACAGUGGUAUUAUUAAAGACACUGACAAGAAGGAUAGCAGUCACAAAGAGAUCUGUUCUUCUUGGGAGGCAAGUUUGAUUAAAGCCUUCAAAGAAUCGGAUGAAAAUCUUAGCUUGGAAGAGUCUCUUGAUAGUUACUGCAGUGGCACGACAGGUGUAACUAUUGUUAAGCAGGAUGAACACUUGAUAAUUUCAAACUUGGGGGACUCUCGUGCGAUUCUUUGCACUAGCGACAAUGAAAAUCAACUCGUUCCUAUCCAACUCACGGUUGACUUGAAACCUAGUAUACCAAGUGAAGCGGACAGAAUCCGAAAGUGCAGUGGCAGGGUCUUUGCAAUAGAUGAAGAACCAAAUGUGCCAAGAGUAUGGAUGCCCAAUCAAGAUUGCCCUGGUCUAGCUAUGGCAAGGGCUUUUGGGGAUUUCUGCCUGAAGGAUCAUGGUCUUAGCUCAAUUCCUGAAGUUUCUUAUAGAAGGCUUACAAGCAAAGAUGAAUUUGUGGUGUUGGCAACUGAUGGGGUAUGGGAUGUGCUAUCGAAUAAUGAGGUCAUACGAAUAGUUGCUUCAGUAAAGAAACAAUCCAUGGCAGCUAAAGUUUUGGUUUAUUAUGCUGUUCAAGCGUGGAGAAGUAAGUAUCCAGGUUCCAAGGUUGAUGAUUGUGCAGUCGUAUGCUUGUUCCUGAAGAAACGACCAUUAUUAUCAAGAUCCUUGACUGAUGUGAGCCAACACAGAGGAAGUCAUCUAGACGUUGCAGAUUCUAACAUUUGCAAAGGCAAGAAAACUGAUGAAGGCGAGACUGUUAUAAAUUGCGAUAUAACCGUGGACCCAAAGGCCCUUGAUGAAUUAAAUAGAGUGAAGAGUUCUGAUCGGCUUGGCAGGAAAACAUCUAGUGAUUUUGGAGGAACUGAAGCUAAAUGAUAAUCUAAAUGAUUUUGCAGAGGGAAGAAAAAAAUAUAGACCCAUCCGCUUCGAUUUCCAUUUAUAAUAGUCUGAUUCAUUUGAUGAAAUAUUGAACGCCAACUCUUCCACUUUUGUCUGACGAUGUUGUACAUGAAUUUGAGUGGAUUUCUUAAACCCAAUUGCAUUCAUGUUGUUUCAUGGAUCAUAUCAUCAUCAUUUUUCUUUCUUUUAUAAAUUUAGAAUGGGGGAUCAUUUUACAUCUCCAUCUCAGUAAAAUUUAGUCAUUAACAAAAUUCUCCAAUCGUAAAAUAACUUCCGACCAGCUCCACGCUCCUCUUCAAUCUCCACCUGAGCUAACCCAACAUAAACAGGCCGCCAUUUAUUAAUGUUGCAUGUAUUCUAGAGAGGCUGUUGCACUCAAAGCACCCUUUCGAUUAACUUGAAAAUUGACCCACUCAUCAACUUACUUCAGUGCCCAGCAAUCAACAUCAUCUAAUAUGCAUGUAGAUUGUUCUUCAAAAUUCCAUUAGAUGCGUGAUUUGUGAUACAUGUAUACCCUAAUCCACCCAACCAUGUUCCGAGAAAGUCUAGAGUCUCAG
Durio zibethinus is the source of this 3064-nucleotide messenger RNA. The record is from RefSeq and is a predicted model, not a curated record. NCBI's taxonomy places the organism in Eukaryota, Viridiplantae, Streptophyta, Magnoliopsida, Malvales, Malvaceae.